GUUAUUGUUGGUAAAGUAGGGAGUUAUUUUUCUAUUUUUAUUUCUUUUCUGUGAUACCGUAAAGUUGGUAGCAACGCGUGUGGACAGUUUGGCAUUUUGUGAUGAACAGGAAAAGCGAUCGCAUCAAUUAAUGUUGAGAAAGUGAAGUCUUCCGUUUGGCAAGGCCGAGAAAUGCAGAAAAGGCCCAGAAUAGACUGUAUGCGUCUCUUCAAAUUUGGUUAAGAGAUGAAAAUAAAAAAUGAUGGAAUGCAAAUAAAAACAUUAGAACAUAUGUGAUGUGAGAGAUAAUUUAGUGGAAAUAUUAUGAAUGCAACGUGCUGGGAGCUAGAUCCGUGUUUUGUUUAGGGGUUUACAUUGGGCUAGGACAUGGUAUUAGUGUUGUAGUGACUAGUGCAGCAUGAAAGAAGGUACAGGUAGGGGUAUGUGAUACAAGUGCGAAAUGAUCAAAGAGAAGCACGAGAAAGGCUCGGAGACUGUAAAAGAGGAGGCCAGCAGCUCUGAUAAAGAGUCUGCUAGUGGAGAUGUCCGUGUUAAAAAAGAGGAAGAUGCACCCGGUAUCAAAAAAGAACCAGAUACUGGACCCAUCACUAAAAACGGCACCAUCAUCGGUUCCACAAACACUGGUUCAUUGCAAAGUGCCCCAAAUAGAGGAAAAUCAGAUGAGGACUCAGUUAAUGUGCCUGCUUCAGAUACUGGAUCUCUGCCACUUAAGACGGAGGAGUGUGUAGAUGGUGAUCUGGGUGGUGAUUCCUUUCCUCUGGGGCUCAGCGGAAGCGGGGCACCGCCUGAGGGUGUCCAGCCACUUGCCAGCAAUGUUAUCAGCAAACAACAAAGUUCCAUGGAAGUCCACUACAUGCAACAACAGAGUCAGAUCUUUGUCUUCUCCACAAUGCUUGCAAACUCUGGCGCUGAUGAGGUCAUGCAGGGCCGCUAUCCCUCAAUCAUUGCUUAUCACUGUGCACAACCCGGCACUAAAAAAUAUCUCGAAAAGAACCCCCUCAAGGUAACCCAGUUCAAUAGGCAAAGUCCGGCACAGUGGCUAAACAAUUUUAACAUGAUGAAGAACAAAGGAUGCACUAGGAGUCCCGGACUCGGCCCCAAAUCGGCGCCGUCCCUAGAGAACUUUCUCGGGCCGGAGGGCCUCGACGACAUCGGUCUCAGCGAUGGUGACCUGGCCUGGGACCAGAAAAACAACCAUCCACUCGAAGGACUCGAAGCAGUGAGUAACGGCCCGCCAGUCACCGGUCCCGGUCCUGGUUUCCCUAGCCCACAUUCAAAUGUUCAACCCACAUUACAGGGUGUCAAAGUGCCUGACGAAAAUUUAACGCCGCAACAGAGACAACACCGCGAAGAGUCGCUGGCCACCAUCAGGAAGAUGCAGCAGCUAUUCUUCCCUGAGAGCCAGUCCAUCGAUGGUGCACCCCAAGGUCAACCCCCAACUGGUCCCCCGGACCCCAAUGCCAUGCCCAACAUGCCACCGAAUCAUCCCAACCAACAACCACCCAUGCAGUCCCAGCAGGUAGAGUGGCAGAAGAUGCAGUCGCAGUACUACGACGACAAGAAGAAACCCCCGUGCGGCGGCCAGGUCCCCAUAGGACCCGUGAGCGGCGGCGGAACGGGGGGCGGCGGCGGCGGUGGCGCAGGCGGCGGCCCCAACAUGCCGGUACCGCCGGCCGGUGCGCCGGGCGGCACAGCCAACGCCGUGCCCACGGCGCCUCGCGGCGUCCCCGGCGCGACGGGUCCGCGUCUGCAGGGUCCGCCGCCCCCGUACCACCAGACGCCCCGCUCGGCCAGCGUGCCCAUUGCGUUGCAGAGCAGUCCCAGUCCGGCGUCGCCCAACAAUCCCACCUCGAACCUGUCGCUGCCCUCGCCCAGGGCCUCGUCGGCUCUGAACUCGCCCGCGGACCCGAACCGACAGUUCGGACUGACGAGGCACAUGAGCACCGGCCAGAGUCCCACGUCGCAGGACUCGCCCUCGGCACCGAGACUUAACCACAGCAAUCCGGGCACGCCGCUGUCCUCGCACAUGAGCCCGAGCGUGACCAGCACCAGCACCGAGCCCACGUCGACCCACCAAUCGUCAGUGGACGGCAUGUUUGGUAGAACGUUGCAAUCGAUGGCGCAGCAGAAGCAGCAGAUGAGCACGUCGACGACGACGUGCUCGACGACGCCCUCGACCGGAUCGCAGAUCAAGGAGCCGAAUCUGAUGCCGGUGCCGUCGCCGCAACAGAUCCAGUACCUCAACACGUUCGAGGGACAGGAACUGAUCAUACAGAAACAGCCCAACACGAGCCUGAAAGAAGGAAACAUCAUAUCACCACCGGUGCUAGCAACAACGAUGGACAGCGGUUUCCCCGGCUCGACGCCGGAUCUCUCACACAACCGGGUGUCAGGUCCUAACACGCCUACGUCAAUAGAUGUGCCCAGGUUCCCGCCGACGCCCGGUGUGCCGCCGGAGGGGUGCAGAUUCUCCAAUCCCAGCCCCCACACUCCCACUACAGGUGACAAGCCGCGUAUGAGCGGACCAGGACAGACGAGCACCCCCGGCCUCAGUCCGCAGACGGUGCCUGGGCCGAACUCCGACCCGCUCAAGAAUGAUCUCUUCCCGACGCCGAGCCCGCACAUGAUGGACGUGCAACGGUUUCCAGGUCCGAACGCCUCGCCAGGUGCUAAAAUAGGAGGGGCCGGAUUUGUGAACGUAUCGCCGCAAGGCAAGCCCAGCCCGAUGGAUCUCCCGAACUACGGUUGUGCCCGGGGCGACAACGUGCCCUUGAAUCCUAACUGCACCAGCACCAUGUCCGGGAAUCCUAAGGUCUCUCAGUUCGAUCCUAUAUCGUCGUUGACGCAGAUGAGCCAGCAGCUGACGAACAGCGUGGCCAGCUCGCUGAACGGCCAGGGCAACCAGGGCCCCGCCAUGAUGAACUUCGGCUCGCCGUCGAUGCACAUGAUGGACAUGGGCGGCUGCCACGGCAUGGGCGACAUGGACCAGGGACCGGGCAACAUGGGCGGCAUGCCGAUGCAGGGCCCGCCGCACGGUUUCCACCCGAACUCGCCGAUGGGGCCGAUGUGCUCACUCUCGCCAAAACUGCCAGGUGCCUUUCCCAAUCAUAUGCCUAUGCCCAGGAUGAUGGGUCGACCGCCCGGUCCGAAUCCGUACAACGGGGCGAACGUGCAGGUGAAGCCGAACGCCCCGAACACCAUCCAGUACUUGCCAGCGAAGCCCCAAGUGGGACAGGCGCCGGGUCCGCGGGGCCCGCCCAGUCUCGACUUCUUGACGCGCCUCGCCACCCCGAUGAACAUGAUGGACAACAAAAUGCCCAACCAGAACAUGCAGUACUUCCCGAACUGCGGUCCGAACAACGGCCCGAUGCAAGGCGGCCCAAUGCCGCCGCACAUGGGCCACAUGGACGGUCCGAUGCCGCAGGACGGGCCGAUGGGCGGCAUGGGCAUGGGCCCGAUGGGCGGACACAUGGGCAACGGCGCCGGUCCCAUGAUGGGCGGCAACAUGGGCAUGCCGGGCGGCAUGAUGCCGAUGAUGCGGGGCCCUAUGCGGCCACCGAUGAUGCGACUGUCACAGAUGGGCUACAACGGACCCGGACCGGCCGGCGGGCCGGAACAGAUGUUCAAUCCGGGCCCGCCCAUGGGCAACCCGAACGCACAGAUGUUCGUCAGCGGGCCGAAAGGCAGCCCGAUGGGCAUGGGCGCGCCCGACGCCAGCCAACCCCUGCCGCCGUCUAUGGGACAGAACAAUAGCUUUAAGAACUCGCCGUUCGUCGGACCCACAACAGCCGACCCGAACUACGCCCAACAGUUCCAUAACUUCCAGCAGCAACUGUAUGCAACAAGUACUCGCAGUCAGAUGGGAGGCCAAGCGAUGGGUCCUGGUCCCGGACCGGGGCCGCCACACAUGCAACAGCCUCCCUACUUCAAUCCCAAAUAGCAAAUGUGGUGCUGAGUGCGUGAAUCAGAGUAUUUUCUUUUAUUUUUGAUAUUACUACUAAUGAGUAAUCUGGCAAUAAUAAGAAUGUAAGAAUGAUUUUGUAUAUUACAAGUUUAUUGUAACGCAUCGAAUUCAAGUGCAGUUAAAGGUAAGGAUGCAGUCGCAGCACAGGCUGUUGCUAUCUAACUCUAUAUAUGUAUGUACAAAGAUGCCUGAAAGCAACUGUCCUUUAUGGCCGGCCCCGUAUAGGCACACAACGCUGCCUAAUACUUUCGCUAUUCUGGAAUUUGUAUAUUUGCCAUACACUAGAAAGACAUUUAGUAUAAAAUAAGUGUUGGACUACAUGCUUGGUCCUUUUUAUGACGGAGGUUUCACUAUUUUGCUCAUUAAUUUGUUUCUAUCCAUCUGUUAUUCGUUUUAUUGUACAUUUUAUGAGUAAACAUGAAUGAAAUGAUAACAAUAAAAUUCUAUAUUAUA
This is a messenger RNA of Aethina tumida (small hive beetle), 4417 nucleotides long. RefSeq names its product protein BCL9 homolog (gene lgs). The transcript is spliced from 6 exons. Bases 440 to 3940 code for a protein of 1166 amino acids. Lineage: Eukaryota; Metazoa; Arthropoda; Insecta; Coleoptera; Nitidulidae. The record is from RefSeq and is a predicted model, not a curated record.